Messenger RNA from Paramecium pentaurelia, 3698 nucleotides. NCBI's taxonomy places the organism in Eukaryota, Ciliophora, Oligohymenophorea, Peniculida, Parameciidae. The record is from the annotation of a GenBank genome assembly.
AUGUCUUUGAAUAACAUUUUUAAGCAAAAGUAAAUUGAAAGAAUAAAGGAACAAUAAUUAAAUAGGUAUAAAAUAAUUAUAAUCGUAGAGAAUAAAGAGAGAAGAAAUUGGAAGAAAUAAGAAAAAUUAAGUCAGUUUAAUUCAAAGCCAGAUAAGCAAAUCGAGUAGAAAUGUUUGAAGAGAAUAAACUUAGCAAACUAAGAGAAACCUUAAAAGAGGGCAGCUACCCAAUAUUACCAAUCACAAAGCAUUCAUUCAGAGAUCGUUAUAAGGAAAAGGAGUUAGAUGGUAAUAUACUAUUAAGAAGGUAAAUGCACAUAGUAUAAUAGUCAAUUAUCAGGGAAGGAGAGAGCUAGACAAACAAUGUUAGACUUUAAUUAAGGACAUUUGGCAACAGGAGAAUUUAAUAAAGAUUAACCACAUAAGAACCAUUAUAAAUGGUUGAAAGUGGAUGAUCAAUCUAAAUAAGGAAAUCCUAUGAGAUUUGGUAAAGGAGAAAGAGUAGAGACUGAAAGAGUAAGAGGUGUGAUUUAGAAUACAACAUAGAAAGUUGAUUAUGUGGUAAUAUGUUUCAUAUACAGAAAAAAGACUUGAUGAUGUUGACAAAUCCUACAUGGAAAUAAGAUGAUAAAUCUAAAUGGAUGGAUAACAAUACUUUUAAUAUUUAUAAUAAGAAAAGAUUUGAUCCAUCAUCUUGGGAGUAACUUCCAAUAAAUUACAAAAAUUAAAGUAAUGUAUUUAUUGAAGGAUUCGAAGUUUUAGGUGAUCCUUCAAGAAAGCGAUACAAAGAAUAAGAAGUACUUAUUUAUAUUAAUUAAAAAAAAGCAUAAAAGAACUGAAUAUAUACCAACAGUAAAAGAAGAUUAAAUAGGAACUACUCUACAUAUAUCAAGAUCUUUAAGAACUUUCAAAGCUGAUUAAUUAAUUAAUGAAUAAUCUAAUUUUGAUGAAUACUCUUAGAAUACAAAAUUAAAAUAUUACAAAUCUGCUUUAAUUGAAACUAAAAGUAUUGAUCAUUAAAUACCCUAUCAACAUAGUAAUAAGUAUUAUAUAAUUAAAUUAAUUAUAGUUUUAAAUCUCUUGAUUUUAAGAAUCUUCGACCUGAACUAAAAACUAAAAUAUUUCGCAAUUCAUUAACUACAUCCACAAAAGCUUAAACUUAGAAUUGUAAUCAAACUCCAUUAAAAACAACCUAAACUAAAUUUGAAACUGAAUAAGCUACAACUGCAGAUUAUAUGCAAUCCAAACUAUCAAAAAUAUAAGAAGUUUCAUAAAAUUUAAUUGCUUCUGAUCAAAAGAUUUCAAUUAAUCAAAAGACUUUAGAGAGUGAAAACUCAAAAUCUAAGACUUAAUUUAAUAAAUAGUAAUCAUUAGAUAAUCUAAUUAAACUCAAGUAUCCAUAUCAUUAGGAAAAUGAUGAAACCACUAAGAAAAUUUUACAUGAAUAUUUUAGGUGGUAAUGAUUUAUUUUAUUUAUCAUUAUUGAAUAUAAUAAUAAUAAUGAGUAAUAUUAAAGUAUUUUGUAGAAUCAGACCAUUAAAUCAAAAAGAAACUUCUUUAAUCAAUUAUAUUAUUAGAGAUUAAACAUUACAAAUAGGUGAGUAAAAGUUUACAUUUGAUAAGAUUCUUGAUAGUAAUACAAAUUAAUAAGAAGUAUAUGAUGAAAUAGGAAAACCUAUAAUAGAUUAAAUUCUGUAAGGAUUCAAUGCUACAUUAUUAAUGUAUGGAUAGACAUCAUCUGGUAAAACUUAUACUAUGAUUGGGGAUCAAUAAUAACCAGGAAUUAUUAAAAGAACUAUUAAUGAUUUAUUUGAUGCAAUAGACAGUUCCCCAACUGAAUCUGAAUUUCGUAUUAAAAUCUAAAUUGUAGAAGUUUAUAAAGAAAAAGUUAAAGAUUUAUUAGACAUCAAUAAAUAAGAUUUAAAAAUAAGAGAGAUGGCUAAUCAAGGAUUCUACAUUCAAUAAAUUACAUAAUUAUGGGUUUGUGAUAAGGAAGAAAUUUAUAAUGCAUUAUAAAAGAGUUUGGUCAAUAGAUAAGUUGGUUAUACUAAUCUUAAUGAUAUGUCAUCUAGAUCUCAUCUUUUAUUUUAAAUGGUAAAUCUUUUUAAAAUUCUAUUUUAGACAGUCAUUAUGAAUAAUGAAAUUGAAGGAACAUCAUAUACAGGAUAAUUAAUUAUGGCUGAUCUUGCAGGUAGUGAAAAUGCAUCUAAAGCUGGAACGACUGGAAAUGCAUUAUAAGAAGGAGCAUUCAUAAAUAGGAGUCUAUUAACACUUGUAUAUCAGAAUAUUUAUAUAUUACUAGUCUAAUGUAAUAAAUGGAUUAUCAGAUAAAUAAUAACAUGUACCUUUCAGAGAAUCCAAUUUAACUAAAUUAUUAUGGAAUGGACUAAGUAAAAACUCAAUGACUUCUCUCAUUAUUACAUGUAGUCCAUGUAUUAGUAAUGAAUCUGAAACUCUUAGUACUCUUCGAUUUGGAAUCAGAGCUAAAAUGAUUAAAACAUAACCAAAAGUAAAUAAAGAAGUAACAAUAAAAGAAUUAGAAAUCUAAAAUAAUAAAUUGACUAAGGAACUUGAAGAUAAAAAUUACAUUAUCGAUCAAUUAAAAAAGGAUGAUAACAAAAUUAAAAUUAUUAAAUUUGAAGAAUUAAUAUUACAUUUACGUCAGGAAAAUCAAUUAUUGAAAGAAUAGAAUUCAUAAUAUAUUACAGAAUUAGAUAUGAAAUCCUUAGACUAUUAAGAAAUUUAAACUAAUUUAAAAAAUUCUUUACUUGAAUCUGAUCGAUUAUAAUAAUCUAAUUUAUAGUAUUUGAAAUAAAUUGAGUAAUUUCAAUUAAAUAAAGACUUAGAAAUUCAUGAAUUGAAUACUUAAAUUGAAAUUCUUAAACAACAACUUUAAUAAAAGGAUGAAAGUAUUCAAUAAUUAUCUAAGCAUUUAACAAAUAUAUAAAGAAUUUAAACAUAAAAUUCAUAAUUAUAAUUACAUGAACAUUAUGUUGAAAAAAUACACACAUAAAAUAUAGGAGAUUUACUUAAAGAAAUAGAUGAACUUAAAAAAAAGACAUUUGAAGAAAAGAGUGAAAUUAAAUAUUAAAAUAAAGUUAAUGAAAGCUAAAUCUUAGUUUUUACAAAGUAAAUAAAAAAUUAGGAAUCUGAAAUAUCUAAUUUAAAAGAGGAAGUCAAAAAUUAUUAAUUAUAGCUUAUGAAAAAUAAUGAUGAAUUACUCAAUUUAAUGAAAUAAAAUAAUAAACUUUAAAAGGAUUUAGAGAAUAGAGUAUUAAAAGUACUUUAAUUAUAAGAACAAUAUGAUUAUUUACUUGAUUAACUUAAUAAAUUAAAGAAUUAAUUAAAUUAUGAAGAGAUUGGAAUUUAUGAAGAGAAUCAAAAAUUACAUUCAUAAAUGCAAGAAAUUAAUAAAAAAUAUUUAUAAGAAGAAUCCUUAAGAAGAUCUAAUUAAUUAACAUCAAGUUAAACUUUGUAAGCAAAACUCUCAAGAAUUUAAUAACUUGAAUAGUAAUUAUAUUUAUUAUAUCUAAAGGGAAAAUUAUCAAUUAAAAUUAGAUAUUUAGAACUCAUAGAUUUUGAAAUCACAGAACAAUAAUAAUGAAUCAGUCUUUAUUUCAUAAUAUUAAUCUGUCAAUAAAGGAAGUAUGAUUUCUAAAAUAGUUAAAAAAUAAUAAAAUUAGAAUGAUUUAUAGUGA